AUGUCUUUGAGCAAUAAUUCGACCAUUCAAAAUAUUGGCAUUGCCGGGGCAGCUAUCUCUGCUGCUGUUGCUAUUCUUACUGUAAAAUAUCAUGAUCGUCCAUUGUUCUAUGAGCACGUCAAAGGUAUCCCUCACACAAAAGGAUACCCUAUCCUCGGAAACCUUACUGGACUAGUAAGUAACGUUCACCGUUUGCAUGAUUAUCAAUUGGAUACGUUCGAAUCACUGGAUACUCUUACAAUGACCAAUCCUGUUGCGGGUAAUCCUACUACUAUCUUGACCAUCGACCCCCAAAAUGUCGACUACCUUUUAAGGGUCAACUUUAAGAAUUAUCUUAAAGGCCCUACAUUCAAAAGUGCCCUUCAAGAGCUUCUUGGUAAUGGUAUUUUCAACGCCAAUGGUGAAGUCUGGAGAUAUCAGAGAAAGGCAGCAAGUCACAUCUUCAAUGUUAAAAACUUUAGAGAUGAGUUUACAAGUGUUUUUGUCAAGGAAAUGCUUGUAAUGUCUGAUCGCAUCUUGGAUAAAGCAGCCAACGAAGGCUCUGUUGUUGAUUUUCACGAAUUGAUGUUCAAGUUUACCUUAGACUCAUUUGUAUUGCUCGGGUUUGGCACACAGUUAGACUCACUUCUCAAGAAAGAAAAGGUUCCCUUUGCCGAAUCUUUCGAUUAUUUGCAACGUUUGGGUGCAGCGCGUCUCAUUAAUCCUACUACACCCUUCCAUGAAGCGCUUGGACUCUUUUUGCCAUGGAAAGUAUCAACAAAGGACCAUCUUCAUAUUGUUGACUCUUUUGCUGAUGAAGUGAUUUUAAAACGUCGUCAGGAAAUCGCCAAUGGCGAAAAUAUACAAAAAGAUUUGCUCUCUCGUUUUAUGGAUGCAACUAAUGAAAAUGGAGAAAAACUAAAUGAUAUCGAACUUCGUGAUACUGUUUUAAAUUUCAUCAUUGCUGGCCGUGAUACCACUGCUCAAGCUCUUUCCUGGUUGUUUUACAAUUUGGCAUUGCAGCCUCGUAUCGAAGAGAAAAUAUUGGAAGAAUUAAAGGGUAAAAUUUCCGAAGAUGAUGAAAGAGACUCGCCUGCUUUAUAUGAAAUCAUUAGCGGAUUGCCUUAUCUCCAUGCAGUAUUUUAUGAGACCCUCCGUCUUUAUCCCUCUGUGCCAGGUAAUCAGAAGUAUGCUCUUGAAGAUGAUGUUUGGCCCGACGGAACAGUCGUUAAAGCCGGUACCUAUGUAUCCUGGUCUCCUUAUUCCCAAGGAAGAAGCACCAAAAUUUGGGGAGAAAACGCAAAGGAGUUUUACCCUGAAAGAUGGAUCGAUGAAACAGGAACAUUGCGACGUGAGUCAGCUGGAAAAUGGACGGCUUUCCAUGCUGGUCCUCGUGUCUGCCUUGGACAAAACUUGGCAACGCUUGAAGCUCUGGUUUGUGUGGCCAUGUUGAUGAAGCGUUACAAAUUCAAGUUGGUCCCUGGACAAGAAGUCACAUAUGAACUUUCUUUAACUUUACCCAUGAAAAAUGGUAUGAAAGUGUAUGUCGAGAAGAGAUCCUAAAUCCUAUCAACCUUUCCCUCCCAUAAUUAUAUCAUUAUUAAAGAUACAUCAUGUUUAACUA
This is a messenger RNA of Mucor mucedo, 1603 nucleotides long. RefSeq names its product cytochrome P450. NCBI's taxonomy places the organism in Eukaryota, Fungi, Mucoromycota, Mucoromycetes, Mucorales, Mucoraceae. Bases 1 to 1542 code for a protein of 513 amino acids. Gene Ontology annotation, molecular function: iron ion binding; oxidoreductase activity, acting on paired donors, with incorporation or reduction of molecular oxygen; monooxygenase activity. The transcript is spliced from 7 exons. The record is from RefSeq and is a predicted model, not a curated record.